This is a messenger RNA of Danio rerio (zebrafish), 4232 nucleotides long. NCBI's taxonomy places the organism in Eukaryota, Metazoa, Chordata, Actinopteri, Cypriniformes, Danionidae. The record is from RefSeq and is a predicted model, not a curated record.
UAGCAAGGAAAUUAAUGGAGACCAGUAACAGGUGCAGCAAGCCGUGUGCGCACUGAUUCAUAAUAAUGAUCAGCUGAGUGCACGCUGCAAGAAUGAAAAGCAGGGAGAGGGAGAAAUAAAGAGAAAGAUCAAGCCAGUGGCCUGACAGGAUGUCCAAAGAUAAAUCUUUGUCUUAACAUACAGUCUUGUCAGUGAAGAGAGUGUUUACUAAAAGUCUAAUUUGAUGACCAAUUAAAUGUUUACCAUUGCACCCAAAUUAAAUAAAUUUGCUUUCAUCACUAAAGUGAACUUUCAACUGGUUCUUUGUCCACACAAUAUGGUAAAUUCAGUAUUUUGAUUCAUUCUGCUUGUUAUGAUUACCAGCGAUCUGCAAGAGAACACUCCCUGUCAUUCCCCCGCACUACAUAUCCCAUCAUGCCCGGCUUUUGCGCACCAGUUUCAGGUCUCUUCCUGAUUACACACACAGCUAAAGCUGAUCAGGACUGAUUCAUGGACUAUAUAUUAAUUUAGUCACUGAAACUGCAGGUUUGCAUAGACAAAGUGUGACGAGCUGAAAGCGGUCACUUAAUGUCCACAUGGGGGCGAUGUAUUUUAAAAAACGCCUCUCUAUCGUGGGAGAUGGAUAAAGGAAGGAAGUGUUUGUUUGCCAGGAAGUGAACAUGCGGAGCUUCGGCUAGGAGCUCAGGCAAUGAUGGCUCGGGCUGAAAUGAAUCGUCUGGCUGAGAGACAAUGUGUUUGUUUGGUUAACUACUGUAAUCUUCGGACUGGUCAGCCCGCCCGCUGUGGCAAUUUACAGACCUCGGUGCUCAUUCGGCCUUUGGCUCCUCAUUCCCACCCUGCUCCAGCCUGUUCAGAUCCUCCAACUGCAGCGAUACUUCGACACACAGAUUCUCGUGCUGCUCCAUAGCUCCGGCGAGUACAGGCAAUGCCACCACAACGCUCAUGAUUUCCACAGUCCUAGUGACCAGCAGUCAUCCACCAGCUCCUAAGCUAUCUGCCGCCAGCUCACCAGUCUCCAAGAUGGCCGCUGCCAGUCUGUCAACACUAACAAAUGGUGAUCAUCGUCUGUAUGCCAGUUCUCAAGAUUGCCGCCGACAAUCUACAGUCAGCUCACAAUAUGGCUGCCUGUCCUGAGUCACUCCCUCUCAUGGUUUCUGAUCCAAACUGCCAGGAAUCAUCAUCACCUGAGCUCCAUGGCUACCAGAACCACCACCACCGCAAGAGCUAACGCUGUAGAAAUGCCACCAUGUGAGCGCCUGAACUGCCAGUUGCCACCAUCAGAGCUAUCGGUGCCACCUGCUCCAGAGUUACUGUCAACAGAACCGCUCACAAAGCCUCAACCACAGCCAGAGCCACUCCAGCAAAACCGUCAGAGUCUGUGGUGCUAGAGCUGGCAGAUCUGCUGCCGCCAUAGCCAAACCUUCCAGAGCCACGUAUGGCACCAUCUGAGCUCCAAGAAUCUCUGCCAAAGCCAACUAAUCUUUCAGAACCACUCAACCUGCCUGACUUCCAGAGCUGACAAAAAAAAAUGACCAUUUUUGGAUGUCUCUUAAAGGAGCCGAACCCCAUUUUGGGUGACUGUGAAAAUCGUGCUCGCUGUGAUGUGAAAAUUGGCCUGAAGCCCGGCCCCAGGGGCAUAAAAAAGUCGAGCCGGACUCAAAUGCAGGGAGGGAUUUACGGGAAAAAUUCAUCCUAAGAUGUUUAGUCUACAGGUGAAAAGUUAUUUCUGUGUGUGUGUGUGUGUGUGUGUGUGUGUGUGUGAGUGAGUGUUAUGCAGUCACAACUGUUUGUAAUCAGCUGGAAUGUUUGGCUCCUUUGCUUGAGCGUUCAUAAUGCCGCAGAGAGUUUUUGCUAUCCAGUUCAACAUGUGUGCAGCAUAAAAUGUGAAGUUGUGACUUUGAAGAGUGAAUAAGAAGGAAGUGUUACUUUCUGUACGUUAGUGCAUGUGUGGUGUGUACCUUCAGACUGGGGCUCUGUGGUUAAUAAAGGGUGUCAAUCAACUGGUCACACUUAAAGAUCACGUCUAUGUUUCUGUUUUCGACAAGGAACUUACUAAACACACGCACACACACACAAUACAUUUUAAAGAAUUCGGUAUAACCACAGCCUAAAAAUAGGACUAAUUAUAUGGAAAUCAGUAGCUGCCACUAACAUUCUUCGUAAUAUCUUUGGCGUUCAACAGAAGAAAAGAUUCAUAACGCUUUGAAUUACGAACCUCUUCAGUGUUUCAAAUUUUCCAGUCUGUCUCUCAUUUGUCCAGCCCGUAACAUCCCCCUCCCCCUCAAGCUCUUUUUGUUUUUUUAAUCGUGUGAUUCGCUGGAAAUACUGAGCUGACGUGUGGUCUUUUCUGAUUGGUUAACGCACACCUUGUACAGCAUAAGUACAGUUAAGGAAUAGGCUGUAGGAAACAUUUCCAAGACCCCCGCGCGUCUUCAACACCCACCAGGAAACUCCAUUUGCCGUCUGGAUUCAAGAUUUCCUCAGAAGAUCGAAAAUCUGAGCAGCAGAUUCAUCUUUAUCUGAAAGGCCUUAACAAACCUGUUGAUAAGAUCGAAAAUCUGAGCAGCAGAUUCAUCUUUAUCUAAAAGGCCUUAACAAACCUGUUGAUAAGAUCGAAAAUCUGAGCAGCAGAUUCAUCUUUAUCUGAAAGGCCUUAACAAACCUGUUGAUAAAGAAUGGAGCGUAUGAACAUCUCUCUCGUUUUGCUCCUCGUCUUCUGCUCAUCGAGUGCUGGGAAAACCUUCUGGACUUAUCUAGGAACACGCUGUGUUGAAGACUGCAAGGUCUACUGGGGCGAGUACAAGUGCAAGACUAUUGAUAAAGAUGGACAGUCCCAGCUAAUGUACUGUUCACCUAAAGAAAACACGGACUAUUGGGGCAGGCAGUGCGAAGGGUGCGAGAAGCAUGGAUAUGACUACUAUUGGUGCAAUGUUGGUUUAUUUCAGUGGGGAUAUUGUGGAUUGGUAAGUAUUGACAACAAACAUCAGGGGUCUCAAACAGGCGCCCUCUGUUCCAGUGAGUGUAGACAAAGUAGUAAAGGCUACUAUUAUUGUGUGGUCGAAGAUGAGUUGGAAUUCUGUUCACCUAAUGAAAACACAGAUUACAAGAACAGACAGUGUAAAGAAGACAGCCCAUGUGGAAAGCACAAUAAUGACUACAAGUGGUGUGCAGUGGAGGGUGGCUGGGGUUACUGUGGGCUCACGGAGCCAAAGAUGUUCCACCACCGGACUCAUAAAAAUGAUGUUUGCAUUAACGAAUGUCGGUAUUCUAAGAAGAACAAUUAUUACUGGUGCGACACUGUCAAUAGCUGGGAAUUCUGCUCUCCAGAGGUGGGUGUAACUGUUAGAGGCAUACCCUGUCACGCAGAUCACCCCUGUGGCUUACAUGGCAAAAGUUACCACUGGUGCUGGAACUCAGAGAACAAACGUGAUUACUGUGGGUUCAUUGAACCUGCAGAGUGCUCCUACGUCACUGAUACACAUCUCAGCAGCAGAACCCCUGAAAACAACCUCAAGGACAUUGUGACAUGCAAAACGUCAAAGAGGGUGACAACCACUAUUUCUGCUGAGCCAGCUUCUAGGGACAUUGCUGAUGGACGUCGGUUUAGACAAGAGGUGGAAUCCUUAAUCAAUCAAUGGCACAAUGGGUAUCUGGUGGAUGAGGCCCGGUCUAAUCUGAUACACUCUCCCAUUGUUCGUAUUGAUUUAAAGAGUCCCGUAAACCUCAACAAUCGACGAUACUACAACCUACAGGUCCUGCUGAAUACGUCACGGAAGGCUUACGCAGGCACCAUCAUUUCCCAGGUCCUUGUGCCUCGGGGAGCCCCAGCCCGUUACAUUCGCAAAGCCUUUCUGGAGAGCCUCAAGUUGCGAGCUCGGGUUCAUAUUGAUGUUUACAAAAAUCAGGUUUAGAUCCAUGAGGUUGACCUUCAGCUUUAAUGUUCUCUGCUGAUGGAAUGCCUAACUGUUCUUAAGUAAUGUAAAAGUAUGUUUUAGGCAUACUUGAUGUGUUAACAGCAAUGUACUAAUAGUAUACUUGAAAGUGUUGAGACUAAAUUGGCUCAUUUUUAGUAAUAAAAGAAUGUUUUCAGUGUACUAUAAGUGUAACAGUAGUAGUAGUAGUAGCAACUAGUCUACAAUGACAUUUUUCAUUUGUACUUCCAGUGAACUCAUGAGCAUACUAGUGGUAUACUUCUGUAAUAACUGUGAAUAAAGUAUUUGAGCAAAUAACUA